This is a messenger RNA of Solanum lycopersicum (tomato), 579 nucleotides long. RefSeq lists its product as uncharacterized. The record is from RefSeq and is a predicted model, not a curated record. Lineage: Eukaryota; Viridiplantae; Streptophyta; Magnoliopsida; Solanales; Solanaceae. Gene Ontology annotation, molecular function: nucleic acid binding.
AUGGAUAAGAUUUGCGACCUUUUUAGCUUCAAACAACGUAAUUCUUCAAUGUAUUAUGCUGCUGCAAAUGGUCUAGCUGAAGCAUUUAACAAGACCCUGUGCAAUCUGUUUAAUAAGGUCAUCUCCAAAUCUAAAAGAAAUUGGCAUGAUAGAAUGGGAGAAGCUCUUUGGGCAUAUCGAAUGACUCAUCGCAUGCCGAAUCAAGCAACUCCUUAUUCUCUUAUUUUUAGAACUGAAGCAGUCCUUCCACUUGAACGACAACUACCGUCAUUAAGGCUUGCCAUCAAAGAGGGACUUACUGAAGAAGAUAAUGCUCGUCCGAGCCUUGAAGAUUUAGAAGCUCUUGAUGAGAAUAGGUUGGAAUCUCAACAAAGUCUUGAAUUUUAUCAAGCUCAUCUUUCUUGUGCAUUCAAUAAAAAGAUUGAAGAUAUCGAAGUUAUCCUUCCAACAAAAAAAGAAGCUCACUAUUCCGAUACUCCUACUCUAUGUACGAACUUUCUUCUACAUGUGCGCAAAGCUGAAGAUAUCGAAAGAUUCAAGCACGCAGAUUUUGACUCAACUUCGAACAUAGAUUUGUGA